Dermatophagoides farinae (American house dust mite) is the source of this 691-nucleotide messenger RNA. It is a transcript of the gene ND-B17.2, whose product is annotated as NADH dehydrogenase (ubiquinone) B17.2 subunit. Lineage: Eukaryota; Metazoa; Arthropoda; Arachnida; Sarcoptiformes; Pyroglyphidae. Gene Ontology annotation, cellular component: membrane; respiratory chain complex I. The record is from RefSeq and is a predicted model, not a curated record. Gene Ontology annotation, biological process: response to oxidative stress.
ACGUUCUUUAUAACAAUGUAUGAAUUGGGCAAUAUUUUCAUCGAAGGUGAAACUGUUGGCCUGUAUUUUAAGCAUAAAAAAUUGACAACAACAACGAAAGAAAAAAAUUCUAAUCCAAAACGAAAUUUAUUUUUUUCUGGAUUAAAAAAAAUGUCGAUCAAAGAAUUAUUAGCAUUGGAUAAAUUGCAACGAUUUUUUCGUACCAUUCAACAUAAUGGUGGAGUGAUUAAUUCGAUUAAAAAACUUUAUCGUUAUGAUGUCGUUAAAAUCGGUACAUUAAUUGGUACAGAUAAAUAUGGUAAUCGUUAUUAUGAAAAUAAUGAAUUUAUGCAUGGUGCAAAUCGUUGGAUUGAAUAUGCUGAUCGUGUACAUUUGGAUUAUGAUGCAAGUCAGAUACCGGCCGAAUGGCAUGGUUGGCUACAUUAUAUGACCGAUAUACCACCAACAAAAGCACAAUAUUCUCGACAUCGAUGGAUGAUUGAUCAUCAAGAAAACAUGACCGGUACACGUUAUCAAUAUGUACCGUAUUCAACAACACCGCCGAAAAUUCAAAGCUGGCAGCCAAGUCAAACAUCAUCAUCACAGCAACCGCAACUUAAAUGAAUUCAGAUAAAAAUUGCAAAAUUUUAAUUGCCAAUUAAAAAUUCUAGUUAAAAGAUUUAUUGUAAAAUAAAAACAAAUAUAAACCAGA